This is a messenger RNA of Talaromyces rugulosus, 1194 nucleotides long. RefSeq lists its product as uncharacterized. NCBI's taxonomy places the organism in Eukaryota, Fungi, Ascomycota, Eurotiomycetes, Eurotiales, Trichocomaceae. The transcript is spliced from 2 exons. Gene Ontology annotation, biological process: lipid metabolic process. The record is from RefSeq and is a predicted model, not a curated record. The coding region runs from base 1 to 1194 and encodes 397 amino acids.
AUGGUGCAUCUACUGGGCGUAUCUGUCGCAAGCAUUAUCGGUCUAAACGUGCUGUCGACCCUAGGCCUUCUCACCACGCAAUCCAAACCCACACGCACAAUCCUCUGCGCGGCUCUGUUCGGGCUCACUGGUGUUUUUCAGUAUGCGUUUACGACGUGGUAUCAAAACCGAAUGCACCGCGGCCUUGCAGCCAGUAUUCUAUGGGCGUAUUUGCUGAGUGCCGCCGAGUUGUUGCUCCUUUCUGAAGUUGACUUGAAGCACGCCCCAAAUCCAAAGGGGAACGCCCUGUCGAGUGAAAAUAUCAAGUGGGCGUUUUUCCUGUCGUGGAAUUUUCGACGCAUUGGCACCAAAUGGGAGGUUCGAAAUGUACCUUCAUUCGGUAGCACGUUCGAUAGUAAACCGCCUUCACGAUGGGAAUUUCUCCGGAAACGACUGUUGAUUGUCGUGAUUGCGUCUCUUUUCCUGGAUGGCAUGACUGCUGGUCCUCCACCAGAUAUGGAAAUGUUCUCUGAACAAAAACAGUACCUCAACUUUUCAAGAUUGGGUCAGCUCGAUACUGAAGAAGCCAUCACGAGGGUUAUUCUGACUAUGACUAUUGCACUCAAUGCCGCGCUGCCGAUCUUGAUCACGUACUAUGCGACUUCCAUUGUUCUUGUUGUUACUGGUCUGAGCAUGCCAGUGGAUCUUCCACCAUUAUAUGGUGCGAUUUUGGAAUGUUAUUCCGUGCGUCGGUUCUGGGGCAAUCUGUGGCACCAAUGGCUUCGUCGUGGUUUAACAGCCAUUGCAACUUCAAUAAACACUUCACUUGCAAUCCCUCGCACGUCCAAUCUAUAUCGUGUUACCAUGCUUCUAUCUGUGUUUUUCAUUUCAGGCUGCAUCCACCACCUUAGCGACCUAGCCAUUGGAAUCCCACAAUCCGAAGCAACCGGUUUCUAUUUCUUCAUGAUGCAGCCACUUGCUAUUAUAUUUGAGGAUGCCUUUGAGGGUAUUUAUUUCCAGUAUAUUCGGAAAGGCAAAGGAGUAGAGCAAAAUCUCAGAUCAUGGGAGUAUGCCGUUUGCUACGUGUGGGUGGUUCUCUACUUUACGGCUCUUGCGCCCAUCUGGUUCUGGCCACUCGUGAGACAUACGGAUCCGGUUCUGGAUUCGUUUUUGUUGGUUAGGAUUGUGCCCAGAGUGAUUGGGUUUAUGCAGUAG